This is a messenger RNA of Cryptomeria japonica (Japanese cedar), 447 nucleotides long. RefSeq names its product wax ester synthase/diacylglycerol acyltransferase 11-like. The record is from RefSeq and is a predicted model, not a curated record. Gene Ontology annotation, molecular function: diacylglycerol O-acyltransferase activity; long-chain-alcohol O-fatty-acyltransferase activity. The transcript is spliced from 5 exons. Gene Ontology annotation, biological process: triglyceride biosynthetic process. Lineage: Eukaryota; Viridiplantae; Streptophyta; Pinopsida; Cupressales; Cupressaceae. The coding region runs from base 1 to 447 and encodes 148 amino acids. Gene Ontology annotation, cellular component: plasma membrane.
AUGGAAGCAGGGAUGCCAGUGCAUGGCUCUGCCAGUUGGAGCGUUAAUGAUGUGAUAAUGGGUGUGGUAUUCUGUGGGUUUCGACGCUACUAUCCAAAUCAAAUCGAGAAUUUGAGAGUGACAGCUCUUGUUCUGAUGAACUCAAUAUCGCAGCCUGGCUUAAAGAAUCUGGAAGAGAUGACAAAAUCCAGAACAAAAUCUCCUUGGGGAAACCGUUGGGGAUUUUUGCAGCUGUCGGUACCAAUGGAUGGGUUGGAGAACCCUUUGGAGUAUAUCCUAAGGGCAAAGCGGAUGGCAGAUAGGAAGAAAAUGUUGUUGGCAGUCAAUAUAACCAGAAAAGUGAUAAGCUAUAUCACACGAGUCGGAGGUCCCAAGAGAAGAUGUAGGUGGUGGGAUACGAAUUUAGAAGUUGGUAUUUUUCAGUGUCAGGCGUUCCACGUGAAGUGA